Molecule: messenger RNA, 1047 nt
Organism: Panicum hallii
Lineage: Eukaryota; Viridiplantae; Streptophyta; Magnoliopsida; Poales; Poaceae
Product: ervatamin-C-like
Exons: 2
Coding region: 1-1047 (348 amino acids)
Cellular component (GO): lysosome
Molecular function (GO): cysteine-type endopeptidase activity
Source: RefSeq, a predicted model, not a curated record
AUGGCUUUGUCCUCCGGAUCCGCGUCGUGGUUGUUGGCGCUGAUCCUGUUCGCGUGCGGGCUCAUCAUGUCGGCCGCCGCCGGUGAUGCGGGCGGCGGCGGCGGUGACGACAGGCUGAUGAUGGGCCGGUUCCUGCGGUGGCUGGCCGAGUACAACCGCUCGUACACGACGGCGGAGGAGCGGCAGCGUCGGUUCCAGGUGUACCGGCGGAACAUCGAGCACAUCGAGGCCACCAACCGGGCGGGCAACCUCACGUACACGCUCGGCGAGAACCAGUUCGCCGACCUCACCGAGCAGGAGUUCCUGGACCUGUACACCAUGAAGGGGAUGCCGACGGGGAGCGCCGACGCCGGCAGGGAGCAGGCCGCCAACGUCUCCUUCUCCGCCGUCGUCGACGGUCCGACGAGCGUCGACUGGAGGGCCCAGGGCGCCGUGACGCCGAUCAAGAACCAGGGCCCCUCGUGCUCUAGCUGCUGGGCGUUCGUGACGGCUGCGACGAUCGAGAGCAUCACCAAGAUCAGGACCGGGAAGCUGGUGUCCCUGUCGGAGCAGGAGCUGAUCGACUGCGACCCCUACGACGGCGGCUGCAACCUGGGCUACUUCGUGAACGGCUACCGGUGGGUGAUCGAGAACGGCGGGCUCACCACCGACGGCAGCUACCCGUACCAGGCGCGGCGGUACGCCUGCAACCGCAACAAGGCCGCCCAGCACGCCGCCCAGAUCUCCGACUACGUGAAGGUGCCGGCCGGCGAGGGGCAGCUGCAGCAGGCCGUGGCGAAGCAGCCGGUGGCGGCGGCCAUCGAGAUGGGCGGCAGCCUGCAGUUCUACAAGGGUGGCGUCUUCUCCGGGCAGUGCGGGACGAGGAUGAACCACGCCAUCACCGUCGUCGGCUACGGCGCCGACGCCAACACGGGGCUCAAGUACUGGCUCGUCAAGAACUCGUGGGGCCAGAGCUGGGGCGAGCGCGGCUACCUGCGGAUGCGCCGGGACUUCACACACUCGGGGCUUUGCGGCAUCGCGCUCGACCUCGCAUACCCGGUCGUCUAG